Molecule: messenger RNA, 1353 nt
Organism: Recurvomyces mirabilis
Lineage: Eukaryota; Fungi; Ascomycota; Dothideomycetes; Mycosphaerellales; Teratosphaeriaceae
Exons: 1
Coding region: 1-1353 (450 amino acids)
Biological process (GO): mitotic DNA replication preinitiation complex assembly; DNA replication; double-strand break repair via break-induced replication
Cellular component (GO): DNA replication preinitiation complex
Molecular function (GO): single-stranded DNA binding; DNA replication origin binding
Source: RefSeq, a predicted model, not a curated record
AUGGCAAGCGGCUCAGCCAUACUGGAAAAGCAAGUCGCCGGUUUGAGAGAAGAGCUAAAGCUAUGGGAGAUCGAAUUUGCAAAGAGACAUGGCGGCCGCAAAGCUUCUCGGUACGACAUCAGCGCAGACGCGUCGAUACAUGAAAAGUAUCGCGAGUACAAUCGCCUUCGACGACCGAUAGAGGGACCGAAGAAGGUAGAGUCGCCGCAAAGAGUAAGAGAGCCUCAACCCGGCGGCCGUCAAGGGCGAAAUGCGCUGCGAGAAAGGUCAGGCAACGAGGUGGCAGCGACACCAAGCAGAAGGCAGAAGAGUGUCAUGAUCUUGGAUGUGGUGGAUGAGGACGGAGAGCAGGAGGUUGAGCCCACGCCUGCCUAUAUACGCUGCGCACUGGGGCCGACGCCGCAGAAGGAUGGACAAGUGCUUGGCAUUUUCGACAUGGCUGUCUCUGCGACGCCGUCCAAGGCAGGCAAUAGUGCCAAUGCACUGUCUGAUAUGCCCGCCAUAAGCUGCACGCCUAGCAAAUCCACCACUGCGCCAGCAUCAUCUCGACGUGUACCAUCCGCGACGCCACAGUCUUCUAGCAAACGUCGCAUUCUCGAUGCCUUCGCUGGAACACCACUGAAGCGGCAGAAACUGGACGAGCAGCACACACCAAGCACGUCUAAGCGACAUUUCGCGACUCCGUCUUUCCUCCGCCGCAGCUUUCCACUGGCGCCUGUGGAAGAGGAAGAAGGCUCUUCAACAACUUCUGGAUCACUUCCGCAGAAGAAACGAGGACUAGUCAGGAGUCUAAGCAGUAUCAUACGCGGUCUACGACAACACGAAGAAGAACGUAUGGAUGACGAGUGGGACAUUCUAGACGAGCUCGAAGCGGAGGCAAGUGGCGAGAAGCCUGCCAAAGUAUUGGUAGAGGAUAGUCAAGCAGGCGAGAUGCUUUUAGGUCCCGAUCAAGGCGAUCCUCUGAGCGAUGACAGUGAUACGGGAGAUCUAGGAGCACUGGGCGCAGAUGGUCAGCCUAGGAAGGUUUGGAAGAAGAAGGGCUUGAAGCGGCAGACGAAGCGAUCGAAUAUGAAGCCCGUUCUGCACAAACCACAGAAGGCUGCUGAGAUUGCUGUGGAGGAGACCGUCCAGCAGAUACAGCUUGCGGGGAACGAAGAAGAUACUGAUCACGAAGAAGACAGUAGCGCAGCGCGGAAGUCGAAGAAAGCGAAGGAUGAGACGACUAGCACAUCGCCAUCGAAGAAGAAGAAAGUCAGCGCCCAAGCCCAUGCCAACUUCCGGAGACUCAAAAUCAAGAACAAGAAUUCCAAGGCUAAUGGGCGGGGUGGUGGGAAGAAGUUUGGGAGACGAUAG